Mauremys mutica (yellowpond turtle) is the source of this 896-nucleotide messenger RNA. RefSeq names its product interferon alpha-inducible protein 27-like protein 2. The record is from RefSeq and is a predicted model, not a curated record. Lineage: Eukaryota; Metazoa; Chordata; Testudines; Geoemydidae. Gene Ontology annotation, biological process: apoptotic signaling pathway. The transcript is spliced from 5 exons. Gene Ontology annotation, cellular component: mitochondrion; membrane. Bases 472 to 759 code for a protein of 95 amino acids.
UGGAUGGGUCAGUGGGUCUUGGCAAAAAUCACCAAACUAUGUUAUGUCAUUUAUACACAGUCCCUGAAAGACAAAUUGCCGGGGAAGUGACUGAUGCCUUUAAAUGAAAUCCUACUUUAAAGGCCCAGCCAGCGUUCCUGAUUCAUGUUACUAAUCAGGCUUUGGGAGAAAGAUUCUUUCAGGGUGAAGAAAGUCCAACUUGGGCUGGAAAAUAGAAACCUAAGAAAUCAGUUUCGUUUCCGAUGUUGUUUGGCACACAGCUGUAAGUGGGCCUGCUGUUUGGGCCAAUCAGUGUCGGGAACACGGUCCUGUUAGUGCUUGCGUAGCUACAGCCGAGAGCAGGGCACAUCCUUCUUCAAAGCUUCUGCAUCUCUGUCUUCUACCAGCUCUUAGGGGAGACGAGGCGGGCGAGUGCUGACGAAGCGGAGCUGCUAUCCCAGUGAUCAGGGCGUGUGGGUCAGAGUCUCAGUCAUGGUUGGAUUUAUCCCCAUUGCUGUUGGAGCAACUGUCGGAUUAGGCGUUGCCACCGUUGCUGUCCCAGCAGCCCUCGGGGCAGUCGGCUUUACUGGAGCCGGCAUUGCAGCUGGGACACUUGCUGCCAAGAUGAUGUCAGCAGCGGCCGUAGCCAAUGGAGGAGGGGUAGCCGCUGGAAGUACUGUGGCAGUGCUGCAAUCUGUGGGUGCUGCAGGACUUUCUCUUGCUACAAAAGGUGCAGUGACAGCUGUUGGGGGGGCACUUGCAUUCUUCUUUCCAAAGUGAAAGCUACUACUGCUCUUCCCUCUUCCUCCUGCAGAAACAGCCGCUGCAACCUGCCUUUUGCUUGUUCUGCCAUCUCAACAAACAGCCCUUACAAUCCCUUUGGCUGGUGGCUGAAAUGUGAGAAAACAAUAAAAGCU